Messenger RNA from Haliotis rufescens (red abalone), 1901 nucleotides. RefSeq names its product zinc finger HIT domain-containing protein 2-like. The transcript has 11 exons. Lineage: Eukaryota; Metazoa; Mollusca; Gastropoda; Lepetellida; Haliotidae. Bases 18 to 1271 code for a protein of 417 amino acids. The record is from RefSeq and is a predicted model, not a curated record.
UUGGCAGCAGACGAUCAAUGAAUUCAGUGCGAAGCUUCAAGAUGUCUGCCUCCAGUUGUGAACAAAAACAUCAUGCGUCAAAACUCGAUGGCACUGAUGCAAGAACUUGUUCAAUCUGUGUUGGUCAGGAGGCUCGGUACACCUGUCCUCGCUGCAACAUCCCCUACUGUUCCCUGGCCUGCUACCAACAUCAGAAGCAUGGUAGUUGCUCCGAGGCCUUCUACAAGGACUGGGUCAUUGACGAACUGUCACACAGCAGUGCUGACACGGAAGAUCGGGAGAAGAUUCGGGAGAUCCUACAGAGGGAGCAGGAGGCAAGGGACGGGGACGAUGUGGCCAGUGAUGACGAGGAGGAAGAUGCUGAUUCUCUAAACUUGGAGUCCAGAUUGCAGGGGCUUGACCUAGAUGCUGAUGCAGGCGAGGUGUGGCAGAGGCUGACGGAGAGGGAGAAACAGGAGUUCAGCGAGAUGCUGGAGGACGGACGUCUCUCCAACCUUGUAGAGGUGUGGACGCCAUGGUGGGUCAAGCCAUCAAUUGAAACGGAAGAGGAAGUUGAUAAACUGGAGCAUGCUGGGAAGAGGCGGCCGCAGAUAAUCAAAGAGAUCCCAGAUAUCAACAUCCUUCUCAAAAAAAGCAAGCCAUCAUCUGACCUCCGUUUCUGUCUGGUGAAUGUGAUCUAUUCCUAUGCGUUUGUGACCCGGCUCCACAACGGCAGCCAUCUUGAAUCUCCCCUGGAAUCGGCACAGGAUCUUCUGAGCGUGAGUGCAGUGCUGGGUCAGGGGUCAAACUGCACAAGCACCUGCGAGGCUCUGCACAUGUGCACUCACUCUAUACAGCAAAAUCCCUCCAAAUGGAAGAUGAGCUUAGAAAUGACUGUGGAUAUCAUAGAGGACGUGGAGCACAUAUUGAGGGGGCCCGGAGUUGUCUCCCCUCUCUCCUACAUCAUGGCCGCCCUCUCCGAUGUGACAGGGCUCGUCAAGGCAGCGUACACGGCUUGUCAGAAAGAGUUGAAGGUCUCCAGAAGCAAGGAUGCUCCACUGCGACCGGUGAAGAAGGCGCUGUUCCUGGCUGAGAAGAAGGUGGAGUUUGUCCUGAGCUGGGCUCAUCGGUAUGGCAUGGCUGCUCGAGACCUGAUCCCAGAGCUGAGACUUGAGUUAGAACUUCAGAGAGCCGCCAUAACAUCUGUAAACGAGACGAAGAAACAGUUCGAGACCAAGUGGGGUGGCCAUCGUCCUCAGCCAAGAGACCCUCUCAUACAGGAGAUAUCAUGAGAAAAAUAAAACAAACUGUAUUCGACGUAGUAAGCACCCAGCUCUUAUAAGCGCCCACAGUGAUAUUUGCUAAUAUAUUGGCUUGUGAACAAUACCAAUUAGCACCACUUCCGAUUGAUCAAUUUAUUUGUGUAUAAUACGCACUUGUGUGUUAUAUGCACCCUUAAUUAUGGGCAAUUAAAUUCUCGAAAAAUAUAUCUGUCGUGUAUAAUAUGCACAGACUUCUUUUCUAUCAUUUCAGGCUGUCAGCAUAAACCACGAAAUUUACGAUUUUUGAACUCAAAAUUUUUCACCAAAUGUUUAUUCUAAUGAGAGCCCCCUUUUUCUAAUUUUGAGAGUGCCCUGGGCGCUUAUUAGCAUCGAAUACAGUACUUGUUGAAAAGAGUACUCAAAAGUAAUCAACAUCUCUGAAGGGCUCAUGAAGAUCAAUCUUUGCAUGGAUCAUCACACCAAAGGUGCCAGCCAUACUGCACAUCUCGAAGUGGAUCAUAACUAUGCCAUUUAUCCCUGUCUUCGUUGGAAGAUUUCUUCAUAUUGACUCUAUCCAAAAGGGAUCUUAUGAUAAUAAUAAGAAUGUAAAUAAGAAUGUAAAUAAAAAUGUGCAAUUUUGAAAAGCACUUUUCCACAAAA